UGCCAGCGCGCACGCUCACGCCGCGGAGGGGCCCCCCGACGACGACGCAGACCUGCUGGCGGCCGGCAGCGCGGCGGCCGCGGCGGCGGGCGUGCCGCUGGCGCUGCGGGAGGCGCUGGAGGGCCUGGCGGAGCGCGAGAUGGAGCGCGGCGCGCUGCACCGCACGCGCUACGAGCUGGAGAACCUGCGGCUGCUGACCGACCAGAUCAAGCGGCGCGAGAGGGUCAAGCGCUUCGUGGCGCAGGCGGCCGCCGACUGGCUGACCGCGCUGCUCGACGGCGCAGACGAAGGCGGGCCCGCGGCGGAUGCCGCGCGGGCGGCGUUUGAGGCGGCGGCCGCGGCGCCGGAGGGCGCGCUGGGGCUGGGGCGGCUGCCGGGGCCGCCGGUGAUGGGGUACGGCGGCAGCGAAGCGUUCGACCCGGAGCGGCAGCGCCAGCUGCUUGCGCAGGAGCUGGCGUCUCAGCAGAUUGCCCAGCUGCAGGCGCAGGAGGACCUGCUUGUGCAGCAGCAGCAGCAGCAGCAGCAGCAGGAGCAGCAGGAACACCUGCAACAGCAGCAGCAACAGCAGCAGCAGCAGCAGCUUCAGCAGCAGCAGCUGCAAGAAAAGCAGCAGCAGCAAGAAAAGCAGCACCUUCUUCUGCAGCAGCAGCAACAGCAGCAGCUGCAGCAGCAGCUGCAGCAGCAGCAACAGCAGCACCAGCAACAGCAGCUGCAAGUGCAGGCACAAGUACAGGAGCAGGCUCAGAUGCAGCCGGCCCCGCCGCAGCCACUAAUGAGCUUCCCGGCACAGCAGCAGCAACCUCAGCAGGCGCUGGCGCAGACGCAGGCCCUGCCUCCGCUCCCGCUACCGCCGCCGCAGCAGCAGCAGCAGCAGCAGCAGCAGCAGCAGCAGCAGCAGCAAGCGCAGCUCCCACACUUCCAGCAGCAGCCCAUGCCAUUUCAGAUGCAGCACCAAUUUGCUGCGCCCCAGCAGUUGCUGUUGCUGCAGCAGCAGGGGGCAAUCCUGCCCCUCCAGCCCCUGCAGGCGCAGCAGCUGCUGCAACAGCAGCACUCGGGGGCGCUUCCUUCCUUCGCCCCAAUGCAGCAGCUGUCCGGGGCUCAGCAGGCGCAACAGCAGCAGCUGCUGCUGCAGCAACACCAGCGGCUCCUCCACGACCAGCAGCUGCUGCAGCACCAGCACCAGCUGCUGCAGUCACAGCAGCUAUUGCAGCAGCAGCAGCAGCAGCAGCAGCAGCACCAGCAGGCGGCAGCUGCGGCUGUGGCUACGGCUGCCGCCGCUCCUGGGGCGCCAGGGCACUUGUUGCUGCUGCAACAGCAGCAGCAGCAGGCAGCCGGCCAGGCCCUGGAGCUCGCGUUUGCUCCCGCGCCUGCGGGGCACAUGCCCCCCCAACAGCAGUCGCGGCCGCCGGCGCUCGUCCUCCCGCCAACGCCCAGCACCGGGGCCCAGCUGCUCCACCUGGCGUUUGGCAUGCCCUCGCAGCAGCAUAAGCAGCAGCAGCGCUCGCGCGCCGCCACACCGGGCCCGUCGGCGCCGCCGUCGCGCCGCGGCUCGGUCGCGCUGGCAGUGCCGUCGCCGGCGGGGCGGCCGUCUGUGGACGAGGCGACCGACCUAGCUAUUGCCAGGAUGCUGCAGGAGGAGGAAGAUGAAGAGGCGCGCGCGGAGGCCGCUCGCCACCCGCCGCCCCCGCCACGCACCACCGCGACCGCGGCCGCCGCCGCGGCCGAGGGCAUGGCGGCCGCGGCGGCGGUCGCGGCGGCGGGCGGCGCCAAGCGGCGGCGGAGCGAGCCGGACGGGCAGCAGGCGGCCCAGGGGGCCGGGGGCAGCGACAGGGCGGCUGCAGUGGCUGUGGCGGAGGGCAACGGGCUGGGCAUGUCAAUCCCAAAGAAGCGGCGACAGCAGCAGACACAGCCCAACGCUCGCGCCCACGCGCAGCUGCCUGUCCCUCCGCCACCCAGUGCCGGCGACGUGCGGCGGCAGCAGGCGCAGCAGCGGGCGCGGCCGAGCGUCGGCGACACAUUGUCGUCGCAGCGGGACGGGCAGCAGGCCGACGACGCUCAGCAGCAGCACCAGCAGCAGCAGCAGCAGCAGCAGCAGCAGCAGCAGCAGCAGCAGCACGAAGCCACGGCAGGCUUGCGAAAGCGAAGCCGGUCGGACGCCGCGAGCCCCACGGGUGCCGGCAGCGGCAGUGCCAGCGGCAGCGAGGCAGACGGCGAGGAUGACGGGGACGGCGAGGACGAGGCCGAGGGCGAACGCGAGCAGGGGGAGGGUGGCGCCACGCGCAAGCAGAAGCGGAAGCCACGCGGCAUGGGCGGCGCUGCGGCGGAGCUGAAGCAGCUGCAGAUGGACAACGCGCCCACGCCCGCGGCGCGCUCGCGGCGCAGCUCGCGGGACGGCG
This is a messenger RNA of Monoraphidium neglectum, 2396 nucleotides long. RefSeq lists its product as hypothetical. Lineage: Eukaryota; Viridiplantae; Chlorophyta; Chlorophyceae; Sphaeropleales; Selenastraceae. The record is from RefSeq and is a predicted model, not a curated record. The annotation marks the transcript as partial. The transcript has a single exon.